Molecule: messenger RNA, 4524 nt
Organism: Choloepus didactylus (southern two-toed sloth)
Lineage: Eukaryota; Metazoa; Chordata; Mammalia; Pilosa; Megalonychidae
Product: E3 ubiquitin-protein ligase TRIM39
Exons: 8
Coding region: 861-2327 (488 amino acids)
Biological process (GO): protein stabilization; negative regulation of proteasomal ubiquitin-dependent protein catabolic process; positive regulation of apoptotic signaling pathway
Molecular function (GO): protein binding; zinc ion binding
Source: RefSeq, a predicted model, not a curated record
ACUUGCCUGGCGAGAGGGAAAGUGUGGCUGAAAGUCCACAACCCGCCCUUGCCCCGCCCCCGGCGACUCCCAGCGCCACCGGGGAGCCACCAAGCCUGGCCAGGGCCCUAUCCCGCAGCGUGGACAGGGCAGCCUUGCCGGACCAAGCGCCCGUCCAGCGCCCUGCGGGCAAUGGGCUUCAGUGCUAAACCACGCGCAUGCGCGGCCCUCUUUCUCCAGAGAAUUCCUCGGGUCACCUGGACGCCGGCUUCUCCGCCACCUGCCCCUCCAGGUCCCUUCUCAUCCUUGACUCUUCCCGCUGGUUCUCACCUCCGGCCCCACUUCUUCUUCUUCUGCAGGCCCCGCUAAGCCCUGCCGCGGGGGCCUGCAGAACCCGGCUUUCACUCGACACGAGCCACUCGGCGCAGUGCGUCUUCCGCUUCCGGCGAGUAUUGUGUGUCGUGCUGCGGGGCGGGGGCGGGGGGAGGAGGAAGGAGGGAGGCAGCGCUCCGGCGGCUCCGCGCCCCGCACUCCCGGAUCCGAAGCCGGGAAGGCCCGAGCGGACGUUUUGCCGCCCCGGCUACGUCAGCGCGUCCGGCGUUGCUUGGCUACCCCGUGGUUCCCCGGUCCCGCUGCCGCUCGCCUCCCCGGGUGAAACUGACGCCGUCACCGCCGGUCUCUACUGCGUCAUAGCGGCGGGCAUCCCACCUUCACGUCACACCUCCUUCUCACCUGGACACGCAUCCCUCCCUACCCUGCCAACCAUGACGUUUCCUGCCCACCCCCUCCAAUCCCUCUGCGCCAGAUCUGGCGGGAGAACAUGGAGACGAGGGUGGGACAGAGUUGUGGACCACGCUCAGGAGAGGGUCUCAAGUUAAAUAAUGGCAGAGACAAGUCUGUUAGAGGCCGGGGCCUCUGCAGCCUCCACAGCUGCAGCUCUGGAGAACUUACAGGUAGAGGCAAGCUGCUCUGUGUGCCUUGAGUACCUGAAGGAGCCUGUCAUCAUUGAGUGUGGGCACAACUUCUGCAAAGCUUGCAUCACCCGUUGGUGGGAGGACCUGGAAAGGGACUUCCCUUGUCCUGUGUGUAGAAAGACAUCCCGCUACCGCAGUCUCCGGCCUAAUCGACAACUAGGCAGUAUGGUUGAAAUCGCCAAGCAGCUCCAGGCCGUCAAGCGAAAAAUCCGUGAUGAGAACCUCUGUCCCCAACACCAUGAGGCCCUGAGCCUCUUCUGCUAUGAGGACCAGGAGCCUGUAUGUUUGAUAUGUGCAAUUUCCCACACCCAUCGUGCCCACACCGUCGUGCCACUGGACGACGCCACACAGGAGUACAAGGAAAAGCUGCAGAAGUGCCUGGAGCCCUUGGACCAGAAGCUGCAAGAGAUAACCCGCUGCAAGUCCUCUGAGGAGAAGAAGCCUGGUGAGCUCAAGAGACUAGUGGAAAGUCGCCGACAGCAGAUCUUAAAGGAGUUUGAGGAGCUUCAUAGACGGCUGGAUGAAGAGCAGCAGAUGUUGCUUUCACGACUGGAGGAAGAGGAACAAGACAUUCUGCAGCGACUCCGAGAAAAUGCUGCUCACCUAGGGGAUAAGCGCCGGGAUCUGGCCCACUUGGCUGCCGAGGUGGAGGGCAAGUGCUUACAGUCAGGCUUCGAGAUGCUUAAGGAUGUCAAAAGUACCCUGGAAAAAUGUGAGAAGGUGAAGACCAUGGAGGUGACUUCAGUAUCCAUAGAGCUGGAGAAGAACUUCAGCAAUUUCCCCCGACAGUAUUUUGCCUUAAGGAAAAUCCUUAAACAGCUAAUUGCGGACGUGACCCUGGACCCUGAGACUGCUCAUCCUAAUCUAGUCCUUUCAGAAGAUCGUAAAAGUGUCAAGUUUGUGGAGACAAGACUCCGGGAUCUUCCUGACACACCACGGCGUUUCACCUUUUACCCUUGUGUCCUGGCUACUGAGGGCUUCACCUCAGGGCGACACUACUGGGAGGUGGAAGUGGGCGACAAAACCCACUGGGCAGUAGGUGUGUGCCGGGACUCUGUGAGCCGAAAGGGCGAGCUGACUCCACUCCCUGAGACUGGCUACUGGCGGGUGAGGCUGUGGAAUGGGGACAAAUAUGCAGCCACCACCACGCCCUUUACCCCUUUGCACAUCAAAGUGAAACCCAAGCGGGUGGGCAUAUUCCUAGACUAUGAAGCCGGAACGCUGUCUUUUUACAACGUCACAGACCGCUCUCAUAUCUAUACCUUCACUGACACUUUUACGGAGAAACUUUGGCCACUCUUCUACCCAGGCAUCCGGGCUGGUCGGAAGAAUGCUGCACCACUUACCAUCAGGCCCCCAACAGAUUGGGAAUGAUAGGUGGGGACGUGGGAAUAAUUGGGAUAAGGCAGAGUCAAGAGCUAUGGGCCUUCCUUCCUGUGUCCUGCUGGAACGUCUUCCUGUCUGCCUGGUUCCAGUCCUGAAUCAUCUGUGAGAAACAACUUGGUUUCUAGGGUGGUCUAUGUGGAGGAGUAGGUAGGACUGGACUGGGAUGUGGGAGCACAAGUGUGCCUCCCUCCUGACUGUAAGAGUGAGAAGCUGGUUCCCAGGGGAUUGUCUCCUCUGAAGACCAUGAGGUUGUCUGUUGCAUAAGGACCAGUUGAGAAGGAAGGAGAAAGUUGGUAGGGAGGGGGUGUCUUCCUCAAACCAGAGGAGGAAACAGAAACCCCUGUAUGUCUUUUUAGGGGGUUCUUUGACCCAGGAUAAUCUUGUUUCUUGAGGAGGAUCACAGAGGUCUGUUUACCUCUGGAUCACAGAGGUCUGUUUACCUCUAAGUUGAAAUAAAAAUGAACAAUAGUUGCUCUCAUGGGUCUAGAAGUGGGGGGAUGUUUCUGGGGGCAGAGACUGGGCAUCAAAAAGCCUAGAAGGAAGGUUAGGGAAAGGGGCUAAAGGAACAGAUUCCUAGAAACUAAUGAAGGGGAGGGGGGUUUCUUUGGUCUUCUAUUCCCAAGGUAAGGUUGCCAUUAUGAGUUGGAUUGACCAGAGGUAGGAAUGUACUGGGGGAAUCAGGAAGAGUGAGAGGGGGCAAAAAGAAAGAACAGGAGAACUCUCGUUCCUGCCUUAGGCUUUCAGCAUGUCUGGCUUAUUGCCUGCCUCUUUACAGUUGGUUAUCUCCAAGAAGUCAGUCACCUUGCUCUUCUCUAAGGGCAAGGUGAAAGAGAUCCUGCAAGACUCCCAUGCUUUAUUUGCUUUCUCAAGAGAACUUAGAAAGGAGAGGAUCAGGCAGUAAGAGGAAAGAGAAAGGUUUUUCUAUCCAAAGCCCCUGGCCUUAAAGGUUAUUAAGUAUCUACUCCCAAGUUGUCAGCUUUGUUACCUGGCUAAGGUGUCCAAGCCAAAAAAAGAGAAAGAUAAUGAAAUUCGUCUCACUCUGAGGACAAGGUAGAAGGCGGUAGUGUGGAUAGGAAAGGGUCAGGUAGGCAACUCUCUUUGUGAACUGUUUUUCACAAGAGCCAGCCUUUUGCUUGUUGGUUGCCGUCCUUCACCCUUUGCCAUUUCCCUUUUCAGAGAAUGCAAAACAUUUUAAUAUUGGGCCAAAAUAAACAAGCCGCAGAGUACAUAUGUUGUCAAAAAGGUAAAGUAAUGCAUGCCAAACCAAACUAAAACAACCUGGAUUAUUUGCUACUUGGGUAGUCAAGGGUUUACAGAAGAUUGGGACAAAAGACUGUAGCUUAUUGAGGGCAUUUCAGUUCCUCCUACCACCUCAACAGGACUUUGUCCAGACUCUCCUCCUCUUACCUUUGUGCCUUGACUGUGGUUCUUUGUGGCAAGAUGCUUUGGUUGGUUAAAAAAAUAAUAAUACUAUGGAGCAAAGGACCCACUGAAGUGAUCUCUGUGUUGUGUAAUUGGGCAAUGGCUUUCUUCUGUUGAUGUGCAUGAAAAUCAAAGGGUGUUAAAACUGCAAGUUCCUGGGUCUCAACCUCAGUGACUGAUCAAGGUCCAGGAUGUGUGCUGAGCAUCUACUUUUGAAACACAUUCCUCCCAGCCGAGUGUGGGGACCCUUGUGAAACUCAUCCUGGAGAAUGUUUCAACCUUUUGCUUCCUCUGAGCUGGACACCUGGCUACCUGCCCCAACCUGGCAGGGAUUUGAUAGGAGAGAGAGACCUCAACCUCUUGUGAGCCAUGUUGCCCUCUCCCUGUCUCAGGAUUUAUCUUCUGCUCCUCCAGCUACUAUUCCUCUGCUUCUGACCUUACAAUUGGAAGUGAUUAACUACAAAGUAGAGGUAAACACAGGGUGCCAAACAGAGCAAAUAGGAGACAGAAAGAGACCAGAGAAAGGCAUGUGAAGUGUAUGUCUAAGGGGAAAGGAUGUAGUUGCAGGGGGUAGGGGAUACUGUUAACAAGUUUCAUGGUCCUGUGCCUAAGACUAGGAGUUAGAAACUAUCACUCACUGUUAUAGUUUCCUGCCUGCAAAAACAAAUACCAUGCAACAGGUUGGCUUAAACACUGGGAAUCUAUUGGCUUACAGUUUUGAGGCUAGAUGUCCAAAAUCAAGACAUCAUCAACGCAGUGCUUU